CUGGUGGAUAUCGCGGAGAAGACUGGAAACCUCCGAGAGUUUAUAAACACACCUUUCAGGGACGUCUAUUACAGAGGCCAGACAGCGCUUCACAUUGCUAUCGAGCGCCGUAGUAAGCAGUAUGUGGAGCUGCUGGUGGAGCAGGGAGCUGAUGUUCACGCUCCUACGAGGGGACGCUUUUUCCAGCCGAGAAAUGAGGGGGGCUACUUCUACUUUGGUGAGCUGCCACUCUCCCUGGCUGCAUGCACUAACCAGCCUGACAUUGUGCACUACCUGACUGAGAAUCCACACAAAAAAGCCGACCUGCGACGCCAGGAUACACGUGGAAACACAGUGCUGCACGCCCUGGUGCACAUCGCAGACAACACCAAGGACAACACACGCUUCCUCACAAAGAUGUACGACCUGCUGCUCAUCAAGAGUGCCAAGUUGUACCCAGACUGCAGCCUGGAGACUGUGCUCAACAACGACGGCAUGUCACCUCUCAUGAUGGCCGCCAAGCUGGGCAAGAUAGGGGUUUUCCAGCACAUUAUCAGACGUGAGAUCAAAGAUGAGGAAGCUCGUCAUUUGUCACGCAAGUUCAAGGAUUGGGCUUACGGGCCCGUGUACUCGUCCCUCUAUGAUCUGUCAUCUCUGGAUACAUGUGGAGAGGAACCAUCGGUGCUGGAAAUCCUCGUUUACAACAGUCGCAAUGAGAAUCGCCAUGAGAUGCUGGCCGUGGAGCCCAUCAACGAGCUGCUGAGGGCUAAAUGGCAGAAGUUUGCUGCUGUCACUUUUUACAUCAGUGUGGUUUCCUACCUCAUCACCAUGAUCAUCUUCACUCUAGUGGCUUAUUACCACCCAACACAGGGAACACCUCCAUACACCUACACAACGUCCUCUGAUUACCUGCGUAUGGUGGGUGAGAUUAUCACCUUGGCAUCAGGAAUUUUCUUCUUCCUCACCAAUAUUAAGGACCUCUUCUUGAAGAAGUGCCCUGGGGUGAAGUCUUUAUUCAUUGAUGGAUCUUUUCAACUGCUUUACUUCAUCUACUCAGUUCUGAUUAUGGUCACUGCUGUUCUCUACCUGUCUGGCAUUGAGGCCUACGUGUCUGUGAUGGUGUUUGCACUCGUCCUGGGCUGGAUGAACACUCUUUACUUCACCAGAGGCCUGAAGCUCACUGGAACCUACAGCAUCAUGAUACAAAAGAUUCUAUUCAAAGACCUUUUCAGAUUUCUGCUGGUGUACGUGCUCUUCAUGAUUGGAUAUGCAUCAGCCCUGGUGUCCCUGCUGAAAGUGUGUCCUCCACCGGGAUCAGACUGUGGUGGAGAUUGUCCAACCUACCCCAAGUGCAGGGACCCAGACACCUUCAGUAACUUCUUACUGGACCUUUUUAAGCUGACCAUUGGGAUGGGAGAACUGGACAUGAUCGACAGUGCACAGUAUCCUGCAGUCUUCCUCAUCCUGUUGGUUACCUACAUCAUCCUCACCUUUGUGCUUCUGCUCAACAUGUUGAUUGCCUUGAUGGGGGAGACGGUUGGACAGGUGUCCAAGCAAAGCAAGAAGAUCUGGAAGCUUCAGUGGGCGACGACCAUCUUGGACAUCGAGCGUUCUUUCCCAGUCUGCCUUCGAAAGUCUUUUCGAGCUGGGGAGAUGGUGACUGUGGGAAAGAACUGCGACGGCACACCUGACCGACGCUGGUGCUUCAGGGUGGAUGAAGUGAACUGGUGCCACUGGAAUCAGAACCUCGCGAUAAUAAACGAGGAUCCUGGAAAGAAUGAGACGUGCCAAGCCAAUGGGUUGCAGCAGAGCGUCAGAGCCUUGAGGAGAGACCGCUGGUCUACAGUGGUCCCCCGGGCGGUGGAGUUAAGUAAAGGUCCACGGAGUCGUGAUCUGGUGGUAGAGAUGGAGCCGCUGACGUCCAGGCACUGACAUUGUCCUUCUUAUGAUGAGGCAGCAGAGAGCAAUCAACAUCAGAAGGAUCACUCUGCAGGGGACUAUUUGGCCAAUUAUUGUACUGCAUUGCACAGACUUCAUGUACCUUUUGUUCAGAGAAAGUAUAAUAAAUAUUACAGUUAGACAGUCUGUGUUAAAGGACUAAGCACAUAGACACACACUGGAUGUAUAAUGAGAUUUUUUUUUUUAAAUUACAGCUACAAAAUAUCCUAAAUACAGUUAAAAAAAAUAUGGACCCUGAGAAAGAAUGAAGAAACAGUAGGGCUGUAAUUUGGUCAUUUUUACAUGUCACCAAAGAAUAGAAACUAUUCUAUAACUCCAUAUUUCAGACAUCAGUGGCUGAUUACUCAGGGAUAUAAAAGAGUAAAAAAUAUUUUAGCAUUCCAAGGCGCAAUUAAGCCUUACAGAAAACAGAAUCAUUAGUUUUCUGUUUUCAAGAAGAACCUAAUUACUGUAUGAUUGCAUUUGCAGUUUUACCGAAAGCUUUUAUAGAAGCGCAAAUCACUGAUUUUGUAGCAAAGGGAGAAAUUUCUCAUAAAUAUUAUACAAUAUCAAUAUUCAUAGGACCUGUAGAAAGAAAUCAGCUUUGAUUUGCUCGCUAAGGAUUAUUUUAAACCAUUAUUUAAAUGUUUAUGGCUUUCAGUGUAUAGAAAAAGAACAUUUGUAUUCUAUGAAGUAUUUUUCUUCUUGUUUAUUUCUAUGUAUUAAUUAAUAGUCUCAAAACUUUAAAGGUGUCGGGCUUCGAUUGCCGGCUGAGGCAGCACAGCUUUCAUUUGAACUGAAACAAUGCACUAUGACAAUUUGUGAUGUGUGCAUUAUUAUACGAACACAAAGACAUUGUUCCGAACAAGAUGGGCAUGAUGAGCAGGUUAGAGUUGUCAAGCAAAUGUGCAAAUGCUAGACAAUAGCCUUCCGUGUUAUAGUUUGUCUUUGAAUUUCCACAGUUAUUGUUCCUUUGCAGCUGGGGUAUUUGCAUAAUCAACUCUCAGGCCUCCCCAUUAUGUGCCUUCCCCUAUUUGCUGCAUUGUUUUCAUUGCAAUUGGCUCUUUGCCCUAUAUAGCAUCUUGUUUAUGCACAACUACUGUAUGUAUGCAUGUAUCUAUGUUAUUGUGCUGCAUGACGGGGUUUGAUUUAGAGAAGAUAAACCCCACAGUUCAUCUUCAGUAUCACUCAUUACUGCUGAAGGUCACAGGCCAUUGUUCAAUAUGUUUACAUUGUUUUCAUAGAGACAAAUGUCUAUAGAUUUUUAUAUUGUGUGUCUAUUGCUGCACAGAACAAUAAAGACUGAAAGCCAAACAGUCACUGCACGCAUUUGUAUAACAUUUGCUAUAAAAUCUUUUUUAUGAGGAUGUUUUCAAAUCUGUUCUAAAUUGUUUCAUAGAUUUU
Messenger RNA from Labrus bergylta (ballan wrasse), 3321 nucleotides. The record is from RefSeq and is a predicted model, not a curated record. NCBI's taxonomy places the organism in Eukaryota, Metazoa, Chordata, Actinopteri, Labriformes, Labridae.